Lytechinus pictus (painted urchin) is the source of this 3048-nucleotide messenger RNA. Its product is annotated as alkaline phosphatase-like. The record is from RefSeq and is a predicted model, not a curated record. The transcript is spliced from 9 exons. Gene Ontology annotation, molecular function: alkaline phosphatase activity. Gene Ontology annotation, biological process: dephosphorylation. NCBI's taxonomy places the organism in Eukaryota, Metazoa, Echinodermata, Echinoidea, Temnopleuroida, Toxopneustidae. Bases 449 to 2023 code for a protein of 524 amino acids.
CAUUAACGUAGGGUUUCUACCAACACCAAGUCAUUACCAUUUUUGUUGAUAUCUAAUUUUGGCUUCUUAAUCGUAACUGUUUUUCGACGCGUUAGAUUAAUAGCCUUAUAUAACGCAGGACUCUGAUCUCUGUAUCUAUUCUCUCGAAUGGGACCGUCACACGAACGCAGCCGACUCCAAACCGACCGAUGAGACUACGAUCGGAAUAGCGUAACAGCAUUGAUCGGUCUGGUAUCGGUAUCGUUGGUGUGGCUGUGGCAUAAUAGUAUCAAAGACCAAACAAAACGACAAAGGGAGUAUCCUCACGCAUGUUCCCUUUAUGGCAAUCACAUGGUUGGCAUAAGAACCAGAAGAAAUAAUCUAAGAGGGGUACGGUUUCAUCGGGUUUAUUCCGAGUUUGUGGAGGAUCAUUAUCAGCACAGCUAUUGUCUCUUCUAAUUAAGAAAUAAUGGAGCUGAAAUGUUCAAUUGUUAUACUUUUGUUGGCGCCGCUAAGCUUUGUAUACGGGCAAGACGCCGCAUACUGGAACAGCCAAGCUCGACAAGCCAUCAGCCGGGCUCUUGAUCUACAGAAGCUGAACAUCGGAGAGGCGAAGAACAUUAUCUUCUUCCUGGGAGAUGGAAUGAGUGUACCCACGGUAACAGCAGCCCGUAUUCGACAGGGGCAACUCAGGGGUGGGACCGGGGAGGAGAAUAACCUAGCCUGGGAAACAUUCCCACAUGUUGGAUUGAUAAAGACGUACAACACCGAUGCCCAGGUACCUGAUUCAGCCGGUACAGCGACAGCCUUCUUUUCAGGUGUUAAGACUAAAUCAGGAGUCUUGGGCAUCGACGACCGCGUCGAAUACAAAGAUUGCGAGAGCGGCAAGGGUGGCGAAGUCGACUCCGUUCUUGUUCAGGCCCAUAAUAUCGGGAAAGCAACGGGUAUCGUAAGUACAGCUCGCAUCACCCAUGCCACGCCCGGUGCUACAUACUCACAUUCAGCCAGUAGAGAUUGGGAAUCUGAUUUUGACAUUGCUGAAGAUAAUGAAGACGGAAAGGGCUGUAAGGACAUCGCCCUCCAACUCAUCGAAGACAACGCAUUUAUCAAGGUAAUCCUAGGAGGAGGAAGGGGAAACUUUUACAACGCUUCUGAACCCAGUCCCGAAGAUCAAGGUGAAGGCGGAUACCGAACUGACGGGAGAGAUCUUACUGAGGAAUGGAGGGAUGGUAAGGACAACGCUGUCUACGUUUGGAAUAAGGAUCAAUUUGACGCUGUUGAGGAGAGCACCACAGACUUUCUCUUUGGCCUCUUCGAAGAUUCUCACAUGAGAUAUGCCAGCGAGUCUGAAGAGGGUAAUGAUCCGAGUAUUGCUGCCAUGACUGAAAAAGCUAUCAGGAUCCUCAAAAAAGAAGAGAAGGGAUUCUUUCUCGCUGUUGAAGGCGGGCGUAUCGACCACUCUCACCAUGCUGGUAACGCCUACAACGCCCUUGGAGAUACCAUAGCAAUGUCAGACGCCGUUGCUAAGGCCUUAGAGAUGACGGAUGAUAGUGAUACACUUAUUAUGGUAACCGCAGACCACGCCCAUACGAUGGGGAUUGCUGGAUACCCUGACAGGGGUAAUAAGAUUCUUGGUUUAUCCGGGUCUAGCGGGGAGGACGAUUUACCCUAUACCACAUUAGCUUAUCUGAACGGGCCUGGUGCCAGAGCAGUUCGGGACAGUUACGUGAAUUUUGCGAUGAGAACAAACCUAACUGUUAUAGAUACAGAGGAACCUGAUUACCUCCAAGAGGCUAUAGUACCACUCAGGUCAGAAACCCACGGUGGUGACGAUGUAGCAAUCUACGCCACCGGACCAAUGGCACACCUUUUUCACGGGGUCCAGGAACAGAGUUAUAUUGCCCACGUGAUGCGUUACGCGGGAUGCUAUGACCAAUAUGACUCAACAAACGCGUGUCUAAAUUCUGCAACGAGCAUCGUCCCAGGUGCAGCUCGCGUUUCGCUGAUGGCCCUGGUGUCUGCACUGAUCACGUACUUAUUUUAAGACUGCAUCCAAGAAAAUAUUAGAUAACUUUUAUGUUAUCAUGAAAUGAUCACACCCGAUAUACGAUCCGAUUAAUCCGCGACCGGCCCGUGGGCUUGAGCAUGUGGCCAGGCUCAAGCCUCGACUGAUCGACUCCCACACAACUUGAGACUACGUUGAUAUCUGCUCCUUGCUAUGACGUCACGAAAAUACUGCUGACUGAUUGGAUGAAAGUUGGAAUGAUAUUGAUAAAGAGAUGCGAAGUAAUUGUAGCUAUCACGGGCUGCUCGCAUCUUGAUAAGAGCUAUAACGUCACAUCUAUUUAGUAGCAAACUGUCAAAAUAAUCUUAAAUGUGCAACAGUGCAGUGGAUAUAUGUAUCAUUCUAUAUGUGAUGAUGCAGCCACACCAGCCAUGUGUGUUUGAUAAAACAACGUCCAAUGCUGUAUAAAUUUUACUCAGAGUUGGGCAAAUAUUAUCCAUGUAAUUUGUUACCCAAUAAACGUGUAUUUUCCCUUGUUUACACAAUAUUGUGUAACGUUUUUCUCUUUAGAUAUAAAAAUAUAUGCGUAACUCCCUUUUCCUUCAUUCUUACUUCACUUCGGGUAGCAUACAGGCCUACUGCUCACGCCAUUUUGAAAGGAUUACAUAUUUUGUUAAGAACUAGAAAACAGAUACAAAUAAUUCAGGAAUGUUCUGCAAUAAUGGAUUGGGUGUACAUAAUGAAAUUGCCCAGAUUUUACAGUCAUGAUUCAAUUUACAUUCUGUGUUCUUUGAAUAAGACCUUGUAAGCAAAUGUCUUUGAACGGAAAUCAGCCUUUUUAUUUCUACAGUUUUAUUCAUUCUUUUAUUUUGAAAAAUAUGGAUCAAAGAGGUUCUCUUAAUCAUUAUCUAUUUGGAAAAAGAAAAUAAUAUCUCCUCAUCCUGACUGUUAAUGUAUGGAGUCAAUAUUAUCAUGAUUAUAGAUAAUCGCUUAUCGUUUUUCUUAUUUCUUAUGCAAUAAAAAUGAAUAAAGUUAAAUGAAAGAAUAAAAAGACCUUAAACACA